UAGAAGUGAAUUGAUCCCAAGAUUCUUCACUAUAAAAUUUAACCACUUUGAUUGAUCUUACUCAAUGUUUGGUACGUUAGAAUGGGAGCAGAAUAAAAUUAUAUAAUGAAUAUGUCAAAUUAUAAAAACUAAUUCCAUUGCAUUUUUACAUACCAAACAAAUCAUUACAGUCCUUGAAUCAGUGAUUCAGAAUUGAGAUGACAUGAAUCUGUAACCAUAUUUAUUUUUUGCUUGUUGGAAAAAAAUAAUGUGCUCAUUUGUGGAAGCUUGACUCCAAGCCAUAGGCAAAACAGGUGAAAAGCAUUUGAAAGACAUUCUGUUUCACCCCAUUUUGGAUGCCCAAUGCACAGGUCUUCUUCUGUGUUAUCAUCAAAAUGCAAAAUCAUUCAAAUGACUUGAUCAGUUUUGGAAAUAUAGAUUUUAGGCUUGAUUUUGAUAAAAUCUAAUAUAAUUUUAUAUUACACUUUAUUUAAAUUUGAGCAAAGUUAAACUUGACACCUAAACUCUAAACACUAAGCACAAUGAUAUAUCUUAGUAGCUUUGCUGUAGCUUUUAAUUCAACUAUUAGAAGUCCUCAUGUCCUUUUCUGGUUUUAAACACUAGGGUAGUUGUACUCUUUAGGUGGAUUAAAAAUAUCAAACCCUAAGGGGGUGUUUGGAUGCAUUUCUAUGCAAUUUUGAAAUAAUACUGGUAAAGACUACGAAAUUUUCACUUUUGCAUGGUAUUACUUAGUUCAAUAUUUUUUAGAUUAUGCUUUGGGAGCUUGUAUUUCAUGUUUCCAAAUAUGAGAUUGUGUGAAAUUUUAUCUAUCUAUAUAUAUAUAUAUAUAUUAAAAUUUAAUAUCCAAAUUUUAAGCUCCUAGACAUAAGACAAGUGUUUUUCUUGCCUCCAAAAACAUAAACAUAAUUAUUUCUCCUAUUAUAGUGAAAAUAUCAGUAUUGUUGCAUAAAUCAGUGUCUUCAAAAGAGCUAAGAAGUUAAGGGCCAUGUUUGGAAGCUCACUGGAAAAUGAACCAUCCAAUUCAGGAAGACCAGUUCGGUGGAAAAAAAAAAUUAUGGUUUGCAAUUACAAGUACGUUGUGGUUUAAAUUACACGCAAUGCAAUCCUAAAAUUGAUCUCAUGUCGUCACUUUCUUGCUACGCCGAGCUUCCAAUGUCAUCUGAAGGAAAAUGAAACCAUUAGCAAAAGAAAUUCAUUCAAUUCCUAACCAUAUUCAAUAAAUGUUAGGUAGGUAAUUAAACCAUCCAAAUCCUGUUCCUGCUGACAGCCAAGAAAUGGGUCCUCUUGUCCAAAUAUACCAAUGGAUGAGAUCCUAUGUUUUAUAUCACCAUCCGAACUAUGUUUAUUUGUCUGAGUCUUAAUAGUUUUGAGUUUAAUAUUUGUUCCACUACCUUAAUUACUGGAGUUUACACAUCACAACACCAUUUAUCAUUUUAAUAAAUUCUUUUUUUAUUUUAUCUUUUUUGAUAUCUCGUAUGUUAUCUUCUAUUGAGUUUAAUUUUAAUUUUUAAUUUAAAAUGUCCAAAUCAAGAUGUUGGAAUAUUUUAAUGUAUCAAUUUGACUCGAAUUAUGUAGAUGGUAAUUUUAGAAUUAGUGGUACUUUUAAAAUAUUUAAUUUUUUUUUUAUAAAAUUAGAUUUAACAGACAGGCAAUUAAAGAUUACUAUUGAGCGUGGUGAAUGCAGUUACUUAAUUCAUGACUGUAUGUAUUCGAUGAAAAGUGAUAUGCAUAAAAUACUAAAAUAUGGUAUGACAUAACCCUGUACCUAAAUUCUAAACAAGCAAAGCAGGCUAAGCAGCUCCAGUGCUCCACACCACCACAAAAAACCACCCAACCACUUUCAUGACCCAAGUCUCUCUCUCUCUCUCUCUCUCUGCAGGGAUGAUGGGCUGUACGGUAGAGUCCUGCACAGUUGAAACCAGUGAUGGAGCCAAACUCCACACAAGAAUUUUCAGAGCGAAAGAGGAAGAGAUCAAAGACAACUUGGUGAUCGUUCUGGUCCAUCCUUACUCUAUCCUGGGAGGCUGCCAAGGCCUCCUCAGAGGGAUAGCAGUUGGGUUUGCAGAGAAAGGGUACAAAGCUGUGACCUUUGACAUGAGAGGCGCAGGGAGAUCAUCUGGAAAGCCUUCUCUCACUGGAUUCUCAGAAAUCAAUGAUGUGGUUGCUGUCUGCGGGUGGGUCUGCGAAAAUCUGUCCACAGAUAGGAUUUUGCUGGUGGGUUCUUCUGCAGGUGCACCAAUUUCAGGAUCUGCGGUUGAUCAGAUUGAGCAAGUUGUGGGGUACGUAAGUCUUGGGUACCCAUUUGGUUUGAUUGCAUCAAUCCUCUUUGGAAGACAUCACAAGGCCAUCCUUAAAUCCCCAAAACCAAAACUGUUCGUAAUGGGUACCAGAGAUGGGUUUACGAGUGUGAAGCAACUAAAGAACAAGCUGAGUUCGGCAGCUGGCCGUGUCGAAACCCAUCUGAUUGAAGGAACAGGCCAUUUCCAAAUGGAAGGGCCUGCUUAUGAUUCUCAAAUGGUGAAUCUGAUCCUAGAAUUUAUUGCAUCAUUGUAGUAGACCCCCUGGUUUGUUUUGCAGGAAUUUAACCACUGUAGCUUGUUGCUGAUUUUUCUUUUUGUCAUGGAUAGAUUUGCAGCAAACACAAUCAUGCACGCACCUGUGCAGAUUUGCAACCAUUAAAAAACCAUUAUGAAAAA
Molecule: messenger RNA, 2696 nt
Organism: Malania oleifera
Lineage: Eukaryota; Viridiplantae; Streptophyta; Magnoliopsida; Santalales; Ximeniaceae
Exons: 2
Coding region: 1843-2553 (236 amino acids)
Molecular function (GO): hydrolase activity
Source: RefSeq, a predicted model, not a curated record